Astrephomene gubernaculifera is the source of this 3180-nucleotide messenger RNA. Lineage: Eukaryota; Viridiplantae; Chlorophyta; Chlorophyceae; Chlamydomonadales; Astrephomenaceae. The record is from the annotation of a GenBank genome assembly.
UGUAUUCUCUAAGCGUCUGAAACCUUUGUGCCUACAGUAGCGAAAUUACUUCUGGUUACUGUAAUUAAGCAUUGUUGCGUAGGGGCAAUGGUCAGGUGUUCCUGCAUACCACCGCCUGCGUCGUUGCAACCACGAAAAAUCUACAACAUUUUAGUGCCAGACGUCUUUCCGUUACAACCUCCUGACCCACACCAAGAUGUACCGAAGGGUGUUGAGCGGAAAAUGGAGAAGUUGGCGGAAUACCUGCAAAAACAUCCCGCGAGGACGGCAAAGGUGUCACGGAGACUAACACGCCGCAUCAAGCACGCGCUCUAUAACAAGCAGUUUGGAUAUGUUAAGAUCGCAGUGCAGACAUAUAAGUACCUUCUUGCGAAGACCGGAGACGACGGCAGCAACUUCACCUUCACUUAUUUCGCCAAGGAACUGAUUGAUGAGCCGGACACAGUGAUGAGGACCCUCCUGGCGCAUCCGGAGCCGUUGGUGAAGGGUUUGGGUGCUGAGCUGCUGGCCAGUUACAUUAAAGCCCAGAACCCCGUGGAGCACCAGAUGCGUGCCGUGCAGCCCCUGGUGUCUACGGUGUGCGAGCUCGCGCGGCGAAAGAGCGGUCAGCAGCAGCUGACACUCGCAUGUCUGCGCGCCGUGGCGGAGUUUGUGGGGUUGUGCCACGAGCUCAGAACGUUGCCCGCCAACCUGGAGGAGAUUGAGGCGGCGAUGCUCCACAACCUGGACACAAACACUGCUGCCGGUGGCGCAGGCCCCGCCAGCGGUUCGGACGAGGCGAGUGCCUCAGCGGUGGCCCACAGCGUGCUGCUCAAGUUCAAGCCGUUCCUCCAGGACAUCAGCACGGUGUACCGGGUCAUGGAGACACUGUUCCGUUACCUCGACCAGGACGGCAGAUGGCAGCAGGCGGAGGCAGUGCAGCGAUUGAUGGCCAUCGUGCAAAGCUCAUGCACCGAUCAGCCGUUCCCGCUCUUCACGGCCCUCAUGCGGCACAGCAGUGCUCCCGGCCUGGGGCCCGACGAGCGUGCCGUGGUCAUAAACCUGGCCCUGCAGCAGCCUCCCGUGUACUCGCUGUCGGCCUUCAGCAUGGCACUGCAGGAGCUACCCCGCGCGCUGACGGCGGACAAGGACAGUGGGACGACGCAGCUGAGGAACACCGUCAUGGCUGCGAUGCGCAAGCUUGCGCUGGAGGUGGGCGACGCGGGGCAGAUGUGCGAGGCUAUCUCGUCCGCGCUACGGCAGCACGCUACGCCGACAAAGCACGCACAGGCUUGCCUCGAGUGCGCCCUUGCUGCCGUCCGUACCAUCCCAUCCUUUCCCGAGCCUGGCCGCACCUUCCCCGGCGGCCAUGCGCCCGCUCAGCUCCUGCAGCAGCUCGCCGCCAUCAUCACAGUCUGGGGCCACGUGGAGGCGGACGCUCGUGCCACGGCAUGUGAGCUGCUGGGCGCGGUGCUGCCGGCAUUCGGCCCAGGGCUGCGCGACGAGAAGCAGGCGCUUGGCCUGAUGGACUUGGUGUUGCAGAUGUCCCGCAACUUUGCGCUUGGCACGCCAGCGGACGUGGUAAUCAUGGGGAGCGUGCUCGCGACAUGCCUAGCCACCAGUCAGCCGGUGCUGCUGCUGCACGGCGUGCGGCUGGCAAAGGCGCUGCUGACGGAGGCGCUCCAAUUCGCACCACAUACGGGAGCGGCGGCAGCCGUGGAGCGUGCGGCGGGUGUCGAGCGGCCUGGGACGGGAGAUGACAAGGCAGAUCGGCUGUGGGCCGUCGCGUUGCUGGUGCUCGUCAACAACCUGCUUGCUACGCUGGCUUCUCGGGCCAAGUGCACCCACUUGUUACCAUUGCGCUUCAACGUGCCGGUCGACGCUUGCACGAGCCUCAAGGAAGAAAGCGGCGGCCUUGUCAGCUGUUCGCUGCUCUUUGAAGGGGUUGCUGCAUCCGCAGACGCCUGCAUGAGAGCUGUGCAAGUGGAGUGGCCCGUGGAUCACUGGUACGGCAAGGUCCUUGACGCCCUUUGCAAGGGCAGUGUCCUCCAAACACACUACGCGCACAACCUGCAAAAUGUCGUCUUCGAGCCUUUCGCUGCGCACGCCAUGCUGGGUCUUCCCGCAAUGCAGCAGUUGGCUGCGCACGCCCCGUCUUCCACGCUUGUUGCCCCGCCAGUGGCGGGUGCAAAUGCGUCCACCGGAGGUGCUAACGGCAAUGGUCGUGAUACGGCUAUCACGCACAUUUCAAGCAAGCUGGAAGCCAUGGCGCGCAACCGUGUGGUGUCCAUCAAGCGUGAACGCCUCAACCUGCAGCACGUCAUGGACAUGCUAGCAGAUGGGGACUGCGAUGAUGCCGGUGGUGCAAGCAGCACGCCAAGGCCCGCAGGGGCAGCUACCGCAAACGGCGCAGCCAUGUCGGCCGACGAUGUAGCCCUCUCGGUUGCGGACGUCCUGGAUGUGGUUGCAGCUUGCGACAAGAUGCCGCCGGUGGCGCUGCCGGGGCCAGGGAUGCUGGAAAUGGCGGAGCUCGUCCAACGGUUAGAAGCCGUUUCGGGAUAGAGCUUGCGGACUAACCACCCCAGGAUGGUGGCAGGAGCCACUGAGGGGAGUCAUACGAAUUACCUCUGGAACCACCUUGUAUUUCGGGCAUCUUGCUGUGACGCAGGAUGGAUGCUCUGUUACGGCUUACCAUGCUUUGCACUUCACCAGGAUGACGUCAGGAUUAUAAUUUCUGCUGUACCCAUACCUUUUGCACAUUUGGUAUAGGACCUUCCUUGGGAAUAGUGAGCACACGCUGCCCAUGUGGAACAUUCCUUGCACGAUAAGUUUACCCUCCUUGUGUACAUACGAGGUCUAGGACUCCAUAAGACUCAUGCUUGAUGAGGUGUCAGCAGGUGACAAUGACUGGAAAGUGGAGGCCCUGCAAUCUGGAGUGGAUGUUGCUUGUUAUUUAUGAGCGAGUCACUGCCAUGUCGCUGUGCAAGCCUAACUAGGCCUAAUGGUCACAAUCUAAUCUAAUGUUCUACGGACCCGUGUGGUACGUGGCACGCGGUGCGUGCAUAAAACCCUAGAUGGUGGCUGGCUUGAUGACGAUGUUCGUGGCAAGGGAGCAAGGGGAAAUUUGGGUUAUGGGCAUGCAGCUUGGAACGCAUUGCAGGGACAUGCACCCAACCCGGGUAAGGAAACAAAGCAUUGGAU